AUGGCUGCCAAGAUGUCUCUCUUCGUCCUCGCCUCUCUCCUGCUCCUCGCCGUCAGGGUAAUGACACGCCUCUCUCUCUCUCUCUCUCUCUCUCUCUCUCUCUCUCUCUCGCUGUGCAGGCAUCAACCUGAUGGAGAUGAUCACUCUGGCUGCAGGUCUCGUCAGACAAAGAGGAGCUCGACGAGCGGGGCGGUCGCCGCCCCCCCGAAGUUCCUCCAGAGCCCGCGCCGGUGCCUGCGCGUCACAUAAUCCCGGUUGAAGAGAAGGGUAAGCCGGAGGCCCCUUCUCUCACGCCGGUCCUCUCACUCCCCAGUAAGCAUCCCUAACCUGGCCGUCGUCUGUCUCUCUCUUGUUGCAGAGUGCCCAGGGCUGUGCGAAGUCAGGUGCUCGAAGCACUCGCGGCCAAAUCACUGCCACCGCGUGUGCCAGACCUGCUGCCGGCGCUGCCGGUGCGUGCCCCCCGGCACCGCCGGCAACCGCGAGAUGUGCGGCGUCUGCUACACCAACAUGACCACCCACCGCAACGCCACCAAGUGCCCCUAA
Spirodela intermedia is the source of this 543-nucleotide messenger RNA. The record is from the annotation of a GenBank genome assembly. NCBI's taxonomy places the organism in Eukaryota, Viridiplantae, Streptophyta, Magnoliopsida, Alismatales, Araceae.